AUGAAGGAGUGUGGUUCUCUUAGUGACUUCUGUGACACCUCUUUGGAAGAUGAUGCAGUUGUGGGCCCUGACUCUCCGCUGCAGCACCUUCUCCUGUGCUGUGCUGGGAGGCCUGACACGGCUCUGCACCUGUCCAUAGAGAUGGGACCCAGAGCGGCUGCUGGGCUGCUGUGCGGGAGCUGUGUCCUUUCCAGCUUUGUUUUACCUCUCGUAGGUUCGACACAAGGAAAGGAGGACGAAAGAGGACAUCGAGUCCUGGGCUUUCUGGUCAGGGAAACAUGGGUCGGCUCUCCUCGGUGUCUGGAUUCCCGGAAGCCCCAGCUCCUUCUUGCUUAUAUCCUGUACCGUGAUAUGGUGCGAAGCGAUCUCAUUUUGCCCAAUGGUGGCACUCCAGCAGGCACUUCGAGUCCAGCCUCUUCAUCUUCCCUUCUGAAUAGACUUCAGCUUGACGAUGACAUUGAUGGUGAGACGAGAGAUCUCUUUGUCACGGUUGAUGACCCCAAGAAGCAUGUGUGUACAAUGGAGACCUACAUCACCUAUCGGAUCACCACCAAAAGUACUCGGGCGGAGUUUGACUUGCCAGAAUAUUCUGUUCGUCGAAGAUACCAGGAUUUUGACUGGUUGAGGAGCAAACUGGAAGAAUCUCAGCCCACCCAUCUCAUUCCCCCACUUCCUGAGAAGUUUGUGGUGAAAGGUGUUGUAGAUCGUUUUUCAGAAGAGUUUGUGGAGACCAGAAGAAAAGCUUUGGAUAAAUUCUUGAAAAGAAUUACAGAUCAUCCUGUGCUGUCUUUCAAUGAACAUUUUAAUGUUUUCCUUACAGCUAAGGACCUAAAUGCCUACAGGAAGCAGGGGAUAGCACUGCUGACCCGAGUGGGCGAGUCAGUCAAGCACGUCACUGGAGGCUACAAGCUGAGGAGCCGGCCUCUGGAGUUCGCAGCCAUAGGUGAAUACUUAGAUACCUUCGCGCUCAAGCUGGGAACCAUCGAUCGGAUAGCCCAGCGGAUCAUCAAAGAAGAAAUAGAGUACCUGGUAGAGCUGAGAGAGUAUGGGCCUGUGUACUCCACGUGGAGCGCUCUAGAAGGUGAGCUGGCAGAGCCCCUGGAGGGUGUGUCAGCGUGCAUCGGGAACUGCUCUACAGCCUUGGAAGAGCUGACGGAUGACAUGACGGAAGACUUCCUACCUGUGCUCAGGGAAUACAUUUUAUACUCCGACUCCAUGAAGAGUGUCCUGAAGAAGAGAGAUCAAGUUCAAGCAGAGUAUGAAGCCAAACUGGAGGCCGUGGCUCUGAGGAAGGAAGACCGACCCAAGGUGCCGGCAGAGGUGGAGAAGUGUCAGGACCGCGUGGAGUGCUUCAACGCCGACCUGAAGGCCGACAUGGAGAGGUGGCAGAACAAUAAGCGGCAGGAUUUCCGGCAGCUGCUCAUGGGCUUGGCUGACAAGAACAUCCAGUAUUAUGAGAAGUGCCUCAUGGCGUGGGAGUCGAUCAUUCCACUGCUGCAGGAGAAACAAGAGGGCAAGUAGCCUCCUUCUUGGGACAGAGGCUCUUCUACCUGCGCAGGGCAUGGCUCUCUGUACCGGGAUGCCCCUGCGGUGCCGGGGGGUUGUUGCUGUGAACAGAAGCACGUCUCCUUCGUGUACUUUCUCCCUCUCCCCUGCACCCCACAGCAGUUGUUUUCAAUUAGUAUUUAUUCCUUGGUGGAGUCUGUGAGGCUGUAAUCAUCUCUCAGAAUAAGAAGCAUGCCUCCGUGCUGUGAAGGAACCUACUACGCGGAACACUACGAAGGCUUCAAACUGAGGAACACGACAACCCAUAGCUGGCCUGCGACAUCCCGUGGGCGUUCCUUCUUUGGAAGUUGCCUGUUGUGGGAGAGAAUCCGGGUCCUGCUUUUCAAGGACAAGAAGGAGUCAUGAAGAGAUGCGCUGUGGCUUGUGGUGGUGGCAGCAGCCCUGCCCUUGACCCCUGUAGGCAUUGGCUUGGCCCAGCCUCGAAGGAGGUGUCGGGACCUCCGAGAAAGUCCUUAAUUUACAGUGGCCUGUAGCUGUGAGUGUGGCCUGCUGCUUGUUUGUGAUGAGUGACAUGUAUUUUUGUUUCUGGUUCAUGUGGAGCCAUUGAAAUCAGUGUCUGGAUGCAUCCGUGCUGGAGUGGGCAAGCCAGCGUCCUCGUCCCUGUGUGAUGCCUUGGGAAGCCGAGGGGUGUCUGUGCUCCUUGAUCAUGUUUGUGACGCCAGAGUGCAACAGAUUAGCAACUUUCUGUGGAAAAUGAAAAAAGGUGCAUUUUUUCCUCUGUAAA
This is a messenger RNA of Chinchilla lanigera (long-tailed chinchilla), 2290 nucleotides long. RefSeq names its product sorting nexin family member 30 (gene Snx30). Gene Ontology annotation, cellular component: cytoplasm. The coding region runs from base 1 to 1521 and encodes 506 amino acids. The transcript has 12 exons. Gene Ontology annotation, molecular function: protein binding; phosphatidylinositol binding. The record is from RefSeq and is a predicted model, not a curated record. Lineage: Eukaryota; Metazoa; Chordata; Mammalia; Rodentia; Chinchillidae.